Messenger RNA from Hirsutella rhossiliensis, 1641 nucleotides. Its product is annotated as MFS maltose permease. The transcript has a single exon. Lineage: Eukaryota; Fungi; Ascomycota; Sordariomycetes; Hypocreales; Ophiocordycipitaceae. Bases 1 to 1641 code for a protein of 546 amino acids. The record is from RefSeq and is a predicted model, not a curated record.
AUGCGCCCCCGGCUCGUCGUCCGCCGACGCCCGGCCUUGGCCACGGCGUCUCGACCCCUCCCGCCACCGUCCUGCCGCCGGAGCUUGGCCACAGUCAACUCCAUCAAGGCCCGCCCCGUUCUCCCCUUCCUCCUCGUCCCCAGAGCCAGCCCCUCGGUCGCGCGAUCCUUCACCUCCGAGCGCCGGCAAUGGCUCAAGCACGAAGCCAAGUUGGUGGUCCGAUACACCCUCACCUUCUGGGGAAUCCUCGCCGCCGUCGCCGCCAUUUCCUUUGCCAUCCACGAGGAGGUUGGCGAGAGGGACUUCCCAACACCGCAUGAGUGGCACUACCUGACGCGAAAGUUCUUGAGAGAUGCGCACAGGCGCAAGGACCCGAAAGACGGUGAUGUCAACUGGGCCAUGGCGCUGGACCUGGCAAGAACGGCCCUCCUCAGAUUGGAGGACGGAGGCUCCGACGGCGCCCGCCUGACCAAGCUGUCGGAUCGGGAGGUUCCCGCGUUGGAGGUUCCCGGCGAGUUCAUACACUAUGAUAUAUCCGCAAAUUCGGAGGAGUGGCGGAGGGGCUACUUUGAUGCCAUCAUGCUGGCGGCCAAGGCGGCCGAGCACGUCGAUGGCUGGGUCCGCGACCGGACACGCAACGUCGUCUCUCCUCCCGAGUUCGUCAUCGGCCCAUCCAACCCCCGCCCGGCGCCCAUUCCGCCGGGUAACCCUCACGCGCCUCGCGAAGAAGACUGCGACCCGGCCUAUCCCUCCGCCGACAACUGGUACAUGAAGAUUCUCGCGACCAAGGGGUUCAUGUCGCGGCAAAUGAUGGAGGCGGCUCUCGAGUAUGCGAGCUUCGUCGAGUUCAAGGGCCGUGCCGACGGGGCCGAGGCGCUGUACAGCCUGGCCUUGGCGGAAGCCACCAAAGGGAGCGAGCCGUCCACCCUGCCCUUUGAUCCCAAAACCCUGGUCCUCAAACAUGGCGUCGAGCCGGCCUCGAUGAACAUCUUGGACGCCCUCACCGCCAGCGCCAACUUCAAAGCCCGCAGGGGCGACGUCUCGUCGGCCCUCCCCAUGUAUAUUUCUCUGCUCAAGACGCGGCGCAGCCUCGCCGAUAUCCCUCCUCCCGAGGCGUCCUCCAAGCCCAGACGCCGCUCUCUGUAUCAACAAGUCACCAACUUCUUUGCGCCGCCGCCAUACCCCGCACCGCCCGUAGAUGGCUCUCGGCCCCCCUGGCGCAGCCCGUACGAGCGCUGUCAGGAGGCAUCUCUGCAUCUGUACAUUGGUGAGAUUAUGUACGCAAACUCGUCGCACGCCGACGGCUUGGCAUGGACGCGCGAUGGGGUCGACUUGGCCGAGGAGCAGCUCCGCGCUCUGAGCAAGACAGAAAAGGGGGCCAAGCAGACGUGUCGGGAAUGUCUCGCCACCGGCCUGGAUAACUGGUCUACGAUGGUGGCGCGGCUGGCGAGGGCCGAGGAGGCCAAGGGCAAGAGCGGCUCCAAGUCAGCCAUCUUUUCCUUGUGGAGCGGGCCGAAAGAUGCCGAGGGCCGCUGGGCGGCGGAGGAGGCCGUGGUGCAGGAACGCAUGAGGAGGACUGCGGAGCUGAUGGAGGACAUAGUGCCGCCGGAGACGGGUCUUCUUUCAUAUUUUAAAGCGUAA